AUGUAUAUGGCUGAGCUCCACUUCACUUCCUGGCUUAUUAAUUCCAUCCUCGCCCUCCUGUGUGGAGUGGGGCUCUACUUCCUGUUACUCCCCCACCUCCAGAGUAUCCCAUCUUUACCGCCACCUGAGAAAUACAGGUACAUCAAGAAGGCUCUCCUGUCUCCGUUCUGCUCCUGGCUGCAGCUUGUGCCUCCUAUCUCCUGCAGCCACCUGGGUCAGCUCCCUGACAAGGGCAACUUUCAUCAGCUCUUAUGUCAAGACCCCUCUGCUGAGGUGUGCAAAAAGCACCUGCUGAAGCCCAUCUGCCACACCAUCUCUCACCCCGUCUACGCACGCUUUCUCUUCCCCCACCAUAUCUCCCUGUUUCAUUUGCCACUAACAGCCUUCUCUGCUCCACCGUGGCCAGACUCCACAUUGACUUUUUCUCAGUGUGACCUGAUGGCACUCCCACUGAGCACGUCUCCAGAUGACAACUCUUGGUUAGCUUCUUCUGACCCAGCAACCUCAGACCUUGACCACUCAAGGCAUCCCAUUUUAACCCUCUCCUGGUGGCAGACAGCUGCCAAAGCUUUGCUUUUCCCUAACUCAAAACAGUGUGAGUCUCCAAAACAGCAACUUUCCCAACACCCACAAGAGGCUUCUUUCUGGGGAGGCCCCAUGGAGGCUAGCGGUCCCUAUUUCUUCAGCCCUGAUGUCGAGAAGCCCCUGGAGAUACAAGUCACAAAGAGAGUUGAGUUCAAGAUUUGGGAGGAGAAUGAAAAGGAUGGAUCAUUUCUAAAGCCAAUGAGCCCAGACUACCAACUGAACUCUCUGGAGAAUAUGAUGAAGUCACUUGGAGACCAACAGGAUAUCACAGUCCCCCAACCCUUCUGGAACAGCAAAGACAAACCAGAGCAACUCCUCAGUCCACAGCAACUCUCAUAUCACACAGUCUGGCAGGACAGUUUGAAACAGAAAUAUAACCAGCUUUUUUGGGGGCUCCCCUCUCUGCACAGUGAAUCCCUUGUGGCUACUGCCUGGGUCUCUGGGAGCUCUGCCCCACUACAGUGUACUUCUUUCUUAUUCAAUAGAAUCUCUAAUUCCUGCCCAGUUCAAAUGCAGACCAAACUACCUUCCCUGCUUCCUCAACAUCAGUCCCGUUCAGAGCCCCAUUCCCAACACUUGAUUCCAAAUAUGCCCCAACCCCAGCCUGCAUUUCUGUCCCAAAGGCAUUCUCAGUUCUCAUCUGUGGCUCAUGUCCAGACCCGGGCCCAUCUCCAAUCCUCUCUCCCAGUCCUACCACCUUCUUCUACAACCCAGAUUAGGGCCUCUGGAGAAUCUUGCUCUAUAUCCCAGAAUGAGACACAAUCUGUUAUCGCAACUGAAAGUCAACAUCUAAAAUGCCCCAUGUUGCAGAAGCAAGUAGGAAGUGGAUGCAGUGUAUCCUCUCUGGCCGAGAAAUCUCAGGAAACCUUCAGUUCUCUGACUUGCAACAUUUCCCAGGACAGCUGCACCUCCUGGGCCAAAAGCUCAAUCUCCACCAUUUCUGAGCAUGUUCCAUUCAGCCCUUCUCUCCAGAAGGAACUGGAGCAACACCUUCAACAAAGGCUCACCCAACACCACUGGGGCCUGCCCCAAAGGAUCCAACAGUCUUCAGGACUGAUGCAGCCUCAGGGAAAAUCACCAGGGGCAUGCCUUACAAAGGACAACCACAGACCCUCAUGGGCUGCUGUGUUUACAGGUCAAGGCAGCAAGGAUGUUAAGAAAAUGGGAUUCAGGCACCCAGAAAGCACUCAUGCGGAGGGCUCAGAGAAGUUCCAGCUAGGAAAGAACCUGGGGAAGGGGCCGUGGCAAAAUCUGAGAAGAUUUCCAAUAAAUAAUCCACCCAGGGGACCAGAGAGCUCUUCAGUGAAGGUUCUGAGGAAAGAACCUGAGAAAAAGUUUAAAAGUAUCUUGAGGAGACACUUGGAAAAUUACUUUCCAAAGCUCUCAGACCAGAAACAUCGAGAAAAUGCCUUUAUAGAUCAUUUGGGCAUGAAGUUGGGGCAGAUCAGUGACGGUAAUAUCCCCAUGAGAGUGCAACGCUCCAGGCUUGAUGCCUACCCCAAAUUUACCAAGUCUGACACGCACGUGGAAACCAGAAAUCUAGCCUCCUCAAAGGGUUAUAAACGUCAUGUGAACACCUCCCAGGAGCUUCCCUUCCUCAAUCCAGGCACACAACAGGCACUAGAAGCACAUAGUAAAAGGUUUUGGGUGAAGCACAAGUGGGACAUAGCCCUCAAGGCCCUUGAACCCAUAAAACUCUUUAAACUGAGAAAGGACCAAGCCUCGCCCCUUCAGCAGUUUGUCUUUCCCACACCAGCCACCCAUGAAUCUUGUGCCAAGAUAGCCAAGGUUGGCAAGCUUCUGGGAGAAAAAUUCCAGAUGUAUCAGCAAGAGAAGGCGGUAACAACAAAGUCAGCCUCCAUCCUAGAGCGUCCUCUCCCUGCCCCCUUCCCUGUGAUUGAGGAAGUCCAGAGGGUUCGGAUACGUUCCCCACCUGAAGGUGACCAUCGACUCUCAGAGGCUGCUCUGACUGAACAGGAGGGCAGGCAGUCUCCUCAGCCCCUCACCCCCGGCAUCGUGAGCAGACCCAGACAGAGUGAGACUGUCCUGGAGACCCAGAGAGGCAGCCUGGAGCCCACCUCAAGUCAAGUCAUGGGAGAGAAUGGGCCAAGGGAGGAGAGUGGGAGUAAUAAUACCCCAGGAGCCCCCAGCCCUGGUGAAUCAGUAUUGGAGAUGGAUGUAGAAUCCCAAUCUUCAAAGGUUAUAGAGAGCAGCGAGGGGUCCCCUGCUCUUCAACCCCAGCAUAGCGACAUCUUGAGAGCCAGUGAGCAGGCAGACUCCCCAGUCAUAAGGGCGGAUCUGAGUGGUUUAGGGUCUCCUAAAUGCUCCACAACCUCUACAGCAUCUGCUUCCCAGACUCCAGAACAACCAUGCCCUAAAGUGCAGGUUGUUAAUGAGCUUGAGAUCAAAACUCAGGUCAAACCAGAGAAUGAGCCUCGAGAUGUCCGCACUGAUGUGCCUCUUGCCACAGGCAUCUCGGUUUCUCCAGUGCCCCAGUGCCAUCCCCGGAGCUUGACUAGUGGGAACAGACCAGCUCUCCACAUGUCAGAUAGCAUCAUGGUGAAUACAAGGCGCAGCCUGUGGCAGCAGGAUCGCAGGGGCCCACGGUUCCAGGUCCUAUUGAAGAGCCAGGGUGAGAUGUCGGCUUCCACUGAGAGAGAGGACCGUAGGAGGCCCAAGUUGCAGGAGACUGAUGAAGGGUUUGUAAGAUUUGUGACCUCCCAAACCAGCAGGAUAAGCCAACUUGCCCAAGUCAGAGGAGAAGUAGACACCAUUGGAAGCAACUACCUCCAUAUCCUGCCAGAGAAAGGACAGGCUCCUCCAGAAAGCCACUUCAAAAGAGGAAUGAGACGCUUAAUUCAGUGGAUACUCCCCAAUAGAAAACGCAAAAGGCAAGAAGGUAAGUCAACAUCAGCCUCUGCCCGGAGCCGACGACAACGCAGAUGCACCUUUACAGACAAUGGGGCUGCUGAAGCUGAAGCACUGAUGAUGGCUGUUGGUGAGAUGCUAGAGAAGAAAAUGGCACGUUGUGCCUCGGAGUUAAGCCAGCACAAACAGAGAGCCCAGGCUCGGGCUGUUGAGUGUUCCUGCUACCUCUUACCCAAGGAUCCCUUCUAUCCAGAGCGAGUGAUGUGUUUUCCAUCCUGCAGUUACCACGCCAUCCCUGAAGGCCAGAGUUCCCCUAACAGGGAAAGGCUGGUCUGUGAAAAACACUCCUCGAAAAUUGUAAGAUUCGAUGAUAAUCACCAGGGUCUGAGGCAAAUCCCACCUUCCCACCUCAUGGGGCUUGCAUCUCAAGGGGGUCCCCACUACCAUUGUUCCUGGGUGCCGGGUGCCCCAGGCUGCCCUCACCACUGCCCACAGCACUGUCUCUGGGGAGGUAUCCUUUCUGUUCCACCAGAAAGUGUUUCUUCAGGCUCUUCUAGUAGCAAAGCUUCUCUCUAA
Molecule: messenger RNA, 4029 nt
Organism: Choloepus didactylus (southern two-toed sloth)
Lineage: Eukaryota; Metazoa; Chordata; Mammalia; Pilosa; Megalonychidae
Product: spermatogenesis-associated protein 31A1-like
Exons: 3
Coding region: 1-4029 (1342 amino acids)
Source: RefSeq, a predicted model, not a curated record